CACAGGCAGACCAAUGAAAAGGCUUCAAGAGGAGUAAGGUCACUCUUGUCCAAAGUUCUUGUCCAUCUUGUGUUUUCUUUGGUUGGUGUCUUGGUUGUCUUUUGUUCUCCUCGAAUAUGCCUGAUUGAAGACAGUUCGAAGGUUCAUCGCUGCAUGUGCGCACUACAGUAGGACGUGGUUAUGAGGCCAGCCAUUCGCUUACUUUAACUUUGCAUCGAAGGAUAUUAGUUUUGUAAGACAAUGUUGCAGAUGAAGUUUAGGGCCAUUCUUUUGCUCCUUCUGUUGGAGGCCAGGUGUGUUGCACAGGAAGAAACCCAAACUAAAGGCUGCGUCUGUGGAUACCCUGGAAUACCAGGGGAUCCUGGGCACAAUGGCACACCAGGCAGAGACGGGCGAGAUGGAAUGAGAGGUGAAAAAGGUGAUCGAGGUGAGGUUGGUCCUGUUGGUCCAGCAGGCAGUGAUGGCCAGAAGGGAGUCAAAGGAGAAACUGGUGCAGUUGGCCCAGCAGGGCUUAAAGGAAAAAGGGGAGAUAAUGGAGAAAGGGGCCCCCCUGGGAAAAUGGGGCCUCAAGGAGUCCAAGGCCCCAUAGGUCUGAAAGGAAGUAAGGGAGAGCUUGGGUUGCUUGGACCUCAGGGGCCUAAAGGUGAUUUUGGGCCUCCUGGACCAGAGGGUCCAAAGGGGGAUAUUGGUCUUCGAGGUGACAGAGGGAUUCAGGGACCACUGGGACCCCCUGGCAGGCCAGGUCCUAAGGGGGAGAUUGGUGUGCCGGGUCACAAGGGCAACAUUGGUUAUCGUGGGGACAGGGGAGCUCGAGGAGAGAGGGGUGAUAAGGGCGAGAAGGGAGAUGCAUUUGUUAUCUCUAAAAGCGCCUUCUCCGUGGGACUCACAGCUCUGACUAAACUCCCAGCAGCCAAUGCACCCAUCCGGUUUGACAAGAUUAUUUACAACCAGCAGAAUCACUACGACCCACAGACAGGAAGAUUCACAUGCUCCGUAGCAGGUGCGUACUACUUCACCUACCACAUCACUGUCUUCUCCAGGAACGUGAAGGUGGCCCUCUUGAAGAACGGGGCAAAGAUCAUCCACACCACCGAUAACUACCAGAGCAGCGAGGACCAGGCAGCAGGGGGCGCUGUGCUGCAUCUGGAGGUGGGAGAUAAGGUGUGGCUGCAGGUAGCAGGAGGAGAGCUGUUCAAUGGGCUCUUUGCUGAUGACGAUGAUGACACUACCUUCUCUGGGUUUUUAAUCUUUGCAGCUUGAUUACUUUAUAAAAAAACACAAAGGAAGAAGAAAUCAUUUUCAUUUAGUCAAGUAUUAAACUUAAGCACAAAUUUCAGAUACUUAUACUUUGAUAUUUCUAUUUUGUGCUUGACAGGCUUAUUCAUUGUCAUAUGGGAACUAAGUGGUUCAGAACAUCUCUAUCUUUACCAACUAUAGCAGUAAACAUUAUUCUUACACAUAAAACUGUUUAUAAAGCAGUUCAAUUUCACAUGGGAAAUUUUUCUACAUUAUAAGCAGUUUUUAAAUACUUUAAGUACAUUUUGCUGCUAAUGCUUCCAGACUUUCACUUGUGAUGGUGUAUUUUACAUAGUUAUAUUGUUAGCAUAAGUAAAAGAUAUGAAAUUUCUCCCACUGCUGUAUGUGUUUAAUCAGUCAAGUUAUUUUUUUCACAGGAUCUUGAACAUGUAAUUGUAUGGAAAUGGGAACAUGGUUA
Messenger RNA from Lates calcarifer (barramundi perch), 1714 nucleotides. RefSeq names its product C1q and TNF related 9 (gene c1qtnf9). Lineage: Eukaryota; Metazoa; Chordata; Actinopteri; Centropomidae. The transcript has 3 exons. Gene Ontology annotation, molecular function: protein binding. Bases 241 to 1260 code for a protein of 339 amino acids. The record is from RefSeq and is a predicted model, not a curated record.